AUUAUGCAAAAAGAAAAGCCACCAGAAAAAACACAAGAAAAGGCUGAAAUGAAUUAGCAAAAAGGCAUGGUUUAUUAAAACUUAAUGGGCGUGGCCUAUUUUGGUGCGCGUCAAAUAGAAUAAGUUCAUCAUCUAUCCAUCAUGUAUUAUCCUGUAGGUUGGCCUUUGGUUCUUGAUGGUCGUGGAGGGACUGGUGGGGCUCCAUUACAACUCCUGACGGCCAGGAACAGGACAAAGAACCUUAUCUUUGAGCUGAGGGAGCACUCAAUUGCUGUCUGGCACUCUAGGUUGCAUAUUCUACUGAGCUCAUACAAACUAUCUCCCGGUAAUAUCAAGAGACAUGGAGUUAAUUCUUGUGCUGUUCUUAAACCCGACGGAUCCUGCCUAGCCAUUUCAACUUCAAACGGUUUAUUGUAUUUCCUUCACAUAAUCUACAAUCCGAAUAGCUCGGGAGGCCGUUAUGCGUACAAGGAACACGGACUUUCUCGUAAUAAUCCCAGUUUUGAUUUACCCUCCGAAGGCCCUCCUUUGGAGCAAGUCUCGUUGAACCUGAUUCACGAGGUCAUGGUAUCCGGUUUGACUAGCGUCAUGUGUUCGUUUGUUGGGCAGCUGAUGGUUUGUAGUGACCUUGGUAUAAUUCAUCGUGUUAGUUGGAGUGGUGUCUUUGAUGCUAAUCUCUCAAUAUACUUGAGUUCAUUACCUUUUUCUAAUGACCUGUAUCCAGAGUCUAGAGCCCAGCCGUUAGGGGAGCUGCAGUCAGUAGUUGAUAUAUCUUGUUCCAACGAGUUGCAUGGUUUUGCUAUAGUUUUAUCAAAUGGGAAGACGGCAUUUGUGACUGGGAAAUCGGCUAAAUUUGAGCCAAAAUCACUUCAAGGAGUUUGGCUAAAGGAGACUACUGAUGCUACCUGUGUUGCCAUCAAUCCUCGUUAUAAUCUGAUUGUGUGUGGGCGUGCCAAUGGUUUGAUUGAUACGUAUACACUUGAUGAUGCCUCAGGAGCAUGGAACAAAUUGAACACACUUCAGCUCUCAAAGCUUCACUUUGCUGACUCAGAUCAGUAUCAGUUAGGGGCAGUACAGUGCCUUCAAUGGAGUCCUAUCGAUUACAGUGUGUUGGCUGUGGCUUGGAAGAAUGGCGGUUUGUCAAUGUGGUCUGUCUUUGGAUCUCUUUUAUUCCAUUCUCUUGGCAAUCAGCCAGGUACACCUACUCCAUUAUUUCGGUCACAAUCAACAUUAUUACAAUCAUUAGUCUGGUCGAUAGAUACUUAUCAGUUAUGGUUGCUGCCACGCGGUGAGCAGCUCUUUGACCAGUACAAAGCUCACCUUGUCCACUCCACUCCAGCUGCUGAAGGAGGAGAGGAUUCCACUGAUACCACCUCAGAUAAUAAAGUCCUCAUUGCCGGGAGUCACUUAGUCGUCAUUAACUUUGUAAAGAGUGCCUUUAUCAAUAACCCUGUCAUAACCAAUCACCAGCAGCUCUUCCUUCACUCGUCCGAUCGACUCUACCUCUCUCCUCCUCUCUCCCCACCCCCUAGUAACCUUAGGGCUGGUUACUAUAGCAACGGGAGCAACGAGCUCACUAAGAUGGAAGGAGUUCCCCUAUGGAAGAUUAUUCAAGUUCCACCAAGUUAUUUGUUGCUUAAUUGGCCAUUACAGUAUGCAGCCAUUAGUCCAAAAGGGGAUUAUGUAGCAGUUGCCGGUAAAGCUGGCCUUGCUGUGUAUUUGAUACAGAAAAGGAAAUGGAAGCUGUUUGGCAGUGAGCUCCAGGAGCAGAGUAUGGUCUGUAGAGGAGGAUUGUGUUGGUUUGAUGACGUCAUUGUGUUUCCGUGUCGUGUCAAUGGAACUGAUGAUGAGGUUCGGUUCUUUUCUGUGCACAGAAAUCUCGACACGUCAACUUGUCUUCAUAUUUUGCGUCUUGUAUCAUCUCCAGUGAGACUCAAUGUGCUGGGGCCACACCUACUUAUAGCAACUAGGGAUCUAUCACUGACGCUCUAUAAUAUGAGCAUCUCUUAUGACACAGAUAAAUUAGUUCCUUCUUUGUCGAUCGUUAAAUUACAUGUGAUGUCGUUUGUCUCCUUCGUAACUCGUCCCUGGGUUCUAGGUCUUGUAUCAAUAGUACCUUCAACAAUACGAGCAGAGCCUGUCGCUGGUGGUGAUGACAUGAACAGGUUGAAUAGUGUAUUACUUAACAUAAGUGGACGUGUUGUGAUGAUACAGAGAGAGAAACCUACCACUGAUACUGAAUCUAUGGACGAUGAGAUCCAAUGGUCGUUCUCUAAUCCGGUCAGUCUUGCUCCUUCAGUUGAGGCUAUUUGGACUCCGCCUAUUGACCAAACCCACAUGACGUCACCAAAUCACAUGAUGGAGUCUCUUUGGGUGGCAUGUGGAGCUCAGGGAAUUAAAGUGUGGCUUCCACUGUAUCCCCGUGGGGAGACCCAUCCCACGUUCCUGUCCAAGAGGAUAAUGCUAACUCUUCCCUCCUCCUCCUCUUUCCCUCAGACCAUUCUCUUCUCCGAAGCAAUAAUCGUGGGCGUGUCACACGAACCUCUUCACGCCGACCAUUCGCUGACCACACCCCUUUACUUCCCACCUACUAAUGUUAGAAGAAUUACUCGUUUGUUUUUGAAUCACAUUCUAAGACAAUUAUUAAAAAGAAAUUUAGGUAGCCAUGCCCUCCAAAUAGCUCGGACUCAUGCUCAUUUGUCUUAUUUCGCUCAUAUACUUGAGCUGAUGCUUCACGAGAUAUUGGAGGAGGAGGCACCAGGUUCUAUUCCCAUACCAGACGCAUUAUUACCAAGAGUUAUUGAGUUCAUUAAGGAGUUUCCUCAUUUCUUUGAGACGGUUGGUUCUUGUGCUAGGAAGACUGAGGUAGCUCUGUGGAACUACCUCUUUGCAGCCGUGGGUAACCCCAAGGACCUGUUCGAAGUUUGUUUGGUUGAUUCAAGACUCAAAACUGCUGCCUCUUAUCUCAUAAUAAUUCAAAACCUCGAGCCACCUGCUGUCAGCAGACAUUUAGCUACACGUCUCCUUGAUGCAUCUCUUGAUAACAAUCAGUGGGAACUAGCCAAAGAUCUUGUUAGAUUCCUUAAAAGAAUAGGGCCUGGUGACCUCUCCCCUCUCUCUCCUGUGUCUUCUCUUCCAACACCAUCAACCCCGUACGGUGCUAAGCCGUUGAAACCCUCAGGUCCGAGUUCUCUCGGAGCUAAUGCUCUCUCGUCUCCCGUUUCUAACCUUCCUGACCUUGAUCAAUCUGUUGUUAUGGUAACGCGGGAUCACCUUAGCAGCGGUAACCCAUCAGGCGUGGUUAGCAUCAGUGGAGACUAUUGCGACUCAUCGGGAAAAAUUAUAAAGAGGCCUCAUUUUGCAUUGGAUGUUGACACUAAAGAGGAUUUCUUUAUAGAACUCAUUCUCUGUCGUCACGCUCGCAAGCUACUAACAACAGCCUCACUCUCAGACCUUGGGCUCUUUGCCGCUCACUUAGAAUUCGAUAUACCACAAUGGAUGGCCAAAGAAAGGCAUAGAGCUGCCUGCAUUGAUAGCUAUGUUCAGGUUCUGUGUGACCUCCACAAGCAGUUUCAUUGGCCGUUUCCUCCCUCCUCUACCCUGACCACGCCCUCUAGUAUUGCCACGCCCAGUGGACUGGGCAGCAACACGAGAUACUAUCCUGUCGUAUCGGACCCCAAGCAGAUUAGAGUAACUCCUGAUAGAGAGGAUAAUCCUGACAGCUCGCUUGAAAGUUCUUCUAGAUUGGGUCUGAAGAGAUCCAACAGACCCCCUGAUCUGAAUAUUCCAGGAACCAAUGGGAAGGUAGAGGUGGUAGCAGUCAAUGAAGAAGGAAAAGGAGAAGCUGAAAUGGAGCAACAGUUAAUCCAAGAGGUCAUCUUUCAGAGCUCAACUCCUUCCAAAGUCUCUGGAGGUACUGGUAGCUCAGAGAAUUUUAUCAAGCCUACAUCAUCUGACAAAGUUUGCGACUCUGAAUCAAUCGUAGAAACUGUAGACGAUGACCCAAGCCUAUGGGAGGAGGACGUUUCAUUGACAACAGUGUGGACUACGUCGACAAGAACUGUUCAAUCAGAGAGAGAGAUACGAUACUUUGUUGAUGCUAGCAUUCAGUCUUAUUGCAUUGAAUGGGCAGCAGUAUUAGGGAUAUUGCUCCAGGACUCUACCGUGUUUAUUCACAUGCAGCAGCUACUGGAGGAUGAAGAGAGGAUUGAGGGGGUUGUGUUCCCAUCCGGUAUUGACAGUAGGAUAAUGACUGGUGUGUCAUCACUUAGUGAAUGGGCAGCUAGCAAUUGCCCUGGGUACCUGCCUUUCCUAUCACUCAUCACUCCAAUCCUUUGCCAAUGGCAGCAAUCAUUAGUAGAUCAUAUGAAAAAGACACCUGGUGAAGCACAGCUACAAGCUGGAACAGGAGUUGGCAGUGAUCCUCUUGAUUUGCUAGUGAAUCAUGAAUCUACUGGUGGGAGUGCUGGAGUAGAAGGAGGAGGAGAACCUACUUCACCAUCAGAGACAAAUAAAAAGAUAUUGAAGCAAAAUAACAGCAACAAAACUGAUACACCUUCUCAAGAAACUGCACAUCAACAGCAGAAACAGGACGAGACAGGAGGCUGUGUUAUAAACUGAAUUAUUAUAAAUAUUCCUUUUUGCAAUUAUUAAUGAUGAUAAUUUAUAAAUUUGAAA
Molecule: messenger RNA, 4677 nt
Organism: Amphimedon queenslandica
Lineage: Eukaryota; Metazoa; Porifera; Demospongiae; Haplosclerida; Niphatidae
Product: RAB6A-GEF complex partner protein 1-like
Exons: 30
Coding region: 142-4620 (1492 amino acids)
Biological process (GO): intracellular protein transport; retrograde transport, endosome to Golgi
Cellular component (GO): Ric1-Rgp1 guanyl-nucleotide exchange factor complex; cytosol; Golgi membrane
Molecular function (GO): protein binding
Source: RefSeq, a predicted model, not a curated record